UAUUUUGUUUCAUUGUAAUUAUGAUGAAAGUCUCUAAUGCGGUUUUACACACAAUUAAAAGUUAUGGAAACGCAAAUAAUUUUUAUGUCCUGAAAAUGUUGUAUUGAAACGUAACUCCAUAACAUAUCCAUAUGUUGGUAUGAAUGUGAUUUAAGGUGGUGUUGCAAAAACCGACAAGCUGGUGACAUCCAAGUAUCGCGAGAGCUUUUCAAAUGCAGGCUGUUUUAAGAUUUCUCAAAUGGCUCUCGCGGUACUUUGAUGUCAUUCGCUUGUUGGUUCUUGCAACUUCAGAUGAAGUUGAACACGCCCAUUAAUCCCAUCAUUUCACGUUCAUACAGACUGAACCACUGUAGUGACUCCACCCUUACAAUGCAUAUUUUUUAUUUUAAAAAGCGUUUUGAAAUUUUCUCAUCCUGCCAAACCGUUUUUGUUACUAACCCAAAUGCGAAUAAUUCUGACGUAGCGAACAUUAAACCCAGUUGUUUCCGCUGGCGUUGUUUUACCAUAUAUGGGACUCGACUUCGUCUACAAAAUGUUGCAUUUCUUCCAUGCACAGCAUUCAGUUUGGCAAUUACAAGAUGCACUGCUAAUAAAUUGAUAACUUAAUAAUUAAUAACAGCUGAGACUAUUAUUUUGAAAAAUGUCCUGGUGAUGACGCGAUGACACACAAUCCCGCCUCUCGUCGCCAUUUUGGAGUGAAAACAAGAGCACAGAAACAGCCAGAAUGCCAACGAAAGAGAAGUCGAAGUUGAACAAAAUAACACAAUGUUCAGCAAUCCAAUGCAAAAACGAUCAAUGUGACAGUAAAGAGUUUGCAUUUUAUCGGUUUCCCAGAGAUUCUGACAGGUGUGCCAAGUGGGUGCAGAAUCUCGGGAAUGCAUCUUUAAGGGAGAUAAGCUCUCAGCGGCUCAAUCAAAACCAUAGGGUGUGCAGUGCACAUUUUGAUGCUAGCCAGUUUAAGAGACCAUCAGAUGUCCAUGCAGGAUUAAAACGGGAUGCAGUACCCACAAUGGUUAACGCCCCUGACCCUUCACCCCCAUUGGACUUGAUGUUAAAGAGAAAGCCACCAAAGACGCGUCACCAGUUACCACCAAAGAAACGCAAGAUAAAUAUAGGCAAAAAUGGUGAUAUUGUUGACAUGCCAAAUGCAGGCUCAUCCACUGCAGACAAUAUUGAACAACCCACCGUUUCGGAGACAAAUAUUACAUCACCUGAUGCUUCUGUAGCAGGCCCCGCGAUCCCACUCACACCACCAUUGCCACCAGUUUCAUUGCCGACAGACCUUGAAGCUGCUGCUGAUGAAAAUGACCUGAAGACGAAGAUUAAAAGUCUGAAGUGGAAUAAAAGAACGCAGUGUUCUGCAAUCCACUGCAAAAACUAUCAGUGUAACAAUUCAGAUGUUGCCUUUCAUCGUUUUCCCAAAGAACCUGAUAGGUGUGCCAAGUGGGUUCAGAAUCUCAGGAAUGCGUCUUUGAUGGGGAUGAGCUCACAGCGGCUUAAUACAAACUAUAGGGUGUGCAGUGCACAUUUUGAUGCUAGCCAGUUUAAGAGAUCAUGUGAUGUCCACGCAGGAUUGAAAUGGAAUGCGGUGCCCACAGUAGUUAGUGCCCCUGACCCACCAGCCCCAUUGGACUUGAAGUUAAAAAGAAAGAGACCAAAGAAGUGUCAGGAGUUGCCAUCAAAGAAACGCACAAAAAGUUUUAUCGUUGACCUGCCAAAUGCAGUCUCAUCCACUGCAGACAGUGUUGAACAACCCCCUGAUUCAGAGACAUCACAUGACGCUUCUGUAGCAGGACCUUCAACGCCACCGACACCACUAUUGCCACCAAUGUCAUUGCCACCAAUGUCAUUGCCACCAAUGUCAUUGCCACCAAUGUCAUUGCCAACAAUGUCAUUGCCAACAAUGUCAUUGCCAACAAUGUCAUUGCCAACAAUGUCAUUGCCAACAAUGUCAUUGCCAACAAUGUCAUUGCCAACAAUGUCAUUGCCAACAAUGUCAUUGCCAACAAUGUCAUUGCCAACAAUGUCAUUGCCAACAAUGUCAUUGCCAACAGACCUUGAAGCUGCUGCUGCCAGGGAAAAGGUCCUAAAAAAGAAUAUUAAGAAUUUAAGGGUACAGGUAUGCAGAAUGAAGGCGAAAAUAAGGAACAUGAACCAGCUGAAUAAGACCAGGAAGGCAUCUGUCAAUAAGGAGACGGUGAUGGAGGAGUUGAAGAAACUCUUACCAGCCAAAACAUAUGCUUUUAUGAGAACACAGAUACGUGUGUCUCAGCGGAAAGCUAAUGGUUUUCGGUGGACCACUCAGGACAAAGCUUUCUUUUUGUCUCUGCUACACGCCAGUCCAAAAUGUUACAAGCUACUGUUAGAUGUGUUUUCUAUGCCAUCUGUCCGCACGCUGCAGAAGCUUAUGAAGUCUGAUGAUUUCAAACCUGGCUUUAACCCCAACAUUCUUGCCACAACGAAGAAGGCUACAAAAAGCCCACGGAAAAGGCCCAUGGAUAAGAAUUCAGCUAAACAUUGCUCCCAGGAUAGUCCCAGGAGUAUUAUUGAAGAACACAACUAUGAUAAAGUGACUACUGACUGUAUAGAAGAUGAAACGGACGCCGUAUAUGCAGAUCCACCAGUCACUGCUAAUGCGGGAACCGAAGUAGAGCAGUCAGUGCCGUAUUUAGUAGAAAUGAUCAUUUGACUGCCAACAAAUAUCUUCUUUUAGUGCUGGAGAUCAUGGUAAGUGAUCUUGAGAGAAAGGAGGCCACCAGUUUCAGCAGCUUAUGCACCCAAAAUUGGCGAAUCUCAGCCAAAUCAGAAGCGCAAUAUAAAAUUUCAUUUUAAAAUGUCAUUAAUUAUUAUGACACCCACAGUAAAUGUUGUCUUGUUUUGUUAGUUUUAUAUUAUCAGUUGUGGAGUCCAACCAUUUAGUAAACAUUUAAUAAGGUAGUUUUAGCCAACUUUGCCUAUUUUAAUUUUAAGCAAACUAUUGCCCAGCCCUACUACAAACUUUAUCAUUCCCAUUCCCAUUUUUUUCUGAUGCAUGCCCUUACUUUAAAUUUAUAUAUUGGUGUUAUGUUCAUAAUGUUCAUAUUUCUAAGAAUUUACUAAGAAUUUUUGACAAAAUUGGCCACCUUAAAAGGUGUUGUAGAAUGUAAAACUGUAUGAAUAAUAAGAUUUCUGUACAUGGUAAUGACAUCGUAAGCCUCAAACAUUAUUGUUUCCUCCUUCUUCUGGAAACCUUGUGCAUGCUAAAGAUCUCAACAUGAAACCAACUGUGACGUUACGCCCCAACAUUAAAUUACAAAUUAAGUACCAUGUUGUUGUUACAAUGCUAAAAACAUGUUGUGACUGCUGAGUUAGCAUUUAGGCUGAAGUUCUACUAUUGAUGUUACAGUUACGUUUUGCAGGUCCAUACUGGAAAAAAACCCAAACUUAUCACUCAGAAACGUCUAUUAACAAUAUCCAAACAAUUGAUUAUUCCUCAAAAUCUGUAUUUUCGUCUGAUACAGGAUCAAACAUAAUGGGCCCUAUUUUAACGAUCUGAAACGCAAGUGCGAAGCGCAAAGCGAAAGUGACUUUGUGGGCGGAUCUUGGGCACUGUUGCUAUUUUCCCGGCGGGAGAAAUAACUCUUGCGCCAGGCGCAAAUCUAUAAGGGGUUGGUCUGAAGUAGGUUCAUUAUUCAUAGGUGUGGUUUGGGCGUAACGUCAAAUAAACCAAUCAGAACGCUAUCCAACAUUCACUUUAAACGCAAGGGCGCAAGUUCCAUGGCGGGUUGCUAUUAUUAUGACGGAUUUACCUGGCGCACACCAGGAGCGGUUCACAGCCGAGGAGACCCACAUUCUUGUAAGAGCAGUCAAAGAAAGAGAAGUUGUUUUAUAUGGGGAUGGGAGAAACCCGCCGAAAUCAGCGUCGGUUAAACAGGCAUGGGAGGAAAUAGCCGCAAUUGUCUCAUCAGCUGGCAUCCCCAGGACCUUGCGCCACAAGCGCUACAAUGAUGUCAGGAGACGGGGCAAUCCCAAGCUUGCCAGCAUAAAUCGGCCACGGCGUGUAACGGGAGGUGGGUCUGCCUCCACACAGACGCCAGCAGAAGACAUCGCUGCAUCCACCCUCACCACUGAAAGCCAAGAAACGCAAGCAGUCCAACCCCAAAGAACACUUACAAAUCAAGUUCACAUACAUUAAGGUUUC
Molecule: messenger RNA, 4180 nt
Organism: Paramisgurnus dabryanus
Lineage: Eukaryota; Metazoa; Chordata; Actinopteri; Cypriniformes; Cobitidae
Source: RefSeq, a predicted model, not a curated record